AUGUUUGUCAGCAGAACAGCACGAGACAUGAACUGGCGGGAGGGGAUUGCUACAGAAACGCAAGGCAGACAGGCGGAAGGCGUUCCGCCACCUCUCGCUCCCCAUGCGGCAGAUUUGGCGCUAGCCACGACAGCAGCUCCGACGGCCACGUCAGUAGCAGUAACAGCGGCGGCGCCGGCAGUGGCAUCGGCGGCAGGAGGAGCGUUAGAGCCGCGUUCGUCGCCUUCGCUAGCACUAGAGGGUAACGAGAUGAGCCUCUCGUUUGAAUCACGCGUGUUGGACGCCAGCGGGGUGUCUGGGCGGCAGCAGUUGUCGUGUACCCUCGUGACUGGCUUCCUGGGAUGCGGCAAGACCACUCUGCUGCAGCACGUGCUGAAGGAGAAGGGCGACCUACGAGUGGCAGUGCUGGUGAACGAAUUCAGCCCUGUUGACGUGGACUCGCUGCUGCUCCAAUCACAGCGCGCCAACGUGGCAGUCGGGGCGCCCCCUGGUCAUGGGGACUUGGCAGGGGGCUGCGCGUGUUGCCACGUCAGCGAUGGGCUCAAAAAGGCCGUGCGAGCAGCGGUUGGUGGCGCCAUGUCAGCAUGUGACUACCUCAUUCUGGAGACGUCAGGCCUAGCAGACCCUCAACCGAUAGCCGCCCAGCUGAUGGAAGCUGGAGUGAGGCUCGAUAGAGUGGUGGCAGUGGUUGAGGCUGAGACGCUGCCGACCCUCCUCGAACAGCAGCCAAUAGUGCGGCGACAGCUGGCAGCAGCCGACCUGGUGUUGCUGAAUAAGUGUGACCUAGUGUCCCUGGGUGCGCUCUCAGAUGCAGAGGACAUGCUCCUCAGAUUCCUCACUACUGAAGGCGCUUCGGCCCACCCGCAUGGCCACCCACAUACCAACGACGCACAUGGCAGCAGCACUCACUCUUGCACCUCCUCUCACUCACACUACCAUCCUCCAACCUCCUCAUCCGGACAACCAGCCAGCUUGCCUCCUCCCCCUGUAGUCCGCACCCGUUACUGUCACGUCCCCUUGGAUCUGAUCCUGGAUACCGUUCCUGUAUCGCAGCCUGCCCCUCCUCUCACCUCAGCAUCCGCUCACCUCUCCUCUGGCUUCCUCUCCCAUGAAGCCACUGCUGCCCCCUCCUUUCGCACUCCCUCCGCUCCAACUCCCUCCCCCCUCACUCCCUCCUCCUUGCACGAGGAAAGGAAAGAGCCGACUGCAAGGCAUGGAGCGAGGAGGUGUCAACUGGGUGCACCUCCACCAGGUCAUGCCUCCACCCCGUUUACGUCACUUCUCUUUGAGUCACAGCACCCCCUUCCGCUUGCUGCAUUUCAGCACAUCGUGGCCACCAGACUGCGAGGCAGAAGUGCUCCAGUGAAGGGUUUGCUUCGAGCCAAGGGCUUCCUCUAUUUCAAAGAACUACGCCAUCUGCGGUUUGUGUUUCAGCUGAGUGGCAGCAGCCGCUGCUCCUGCACUGCUACCGACACCUGGGACUGCCCACCCUCCUGCUGCCUCGUGCUCAUUGGCCAGGACGCUGCUGAGCUGGCAGGCGUGGUGGCUGAGCUGGAAUCACUCGCAGAGGAUCACAAGAUGGACGAUGAAAGGGAGGGUUCAGGGGAUGGCGUUUCAGAGCUGGCUUGUGAAACAGGGUCGAGGAACGUGGCAGGAGAGGCGGUAUUGGGGGAAGCCUCGGCUGCUUCUGAGGCAGCAAGGCUUGUGGAAAUGCUGACAGCAGAUGAGAGAUUCGAGCUCCGCACGUCAAAGGCAACACCUGACAACAGAGGGGGAGAGUUAACAGCUGAGAGACGGGGAAGAAUGUGCAAUACUUCACUUGUGCAGUUCGGAAUGAAGGGCAUUCCACUCAAGGGCAUCCAUCAGAACGCGCUGAAUGCAUCAUUGCUGGCGUACAUGAACAAUCAAGCUACACAACCCGUGUUCGUUUGCUCGACUCUUCCAACCCUCAACGCUGGCCCUCUGAUCCUGGGGAUGCGAGCGUCGUCCAAGGCGGAGAUUCUCUUUGACAUGCUCUCGAUUGCAGCCAGGCGGAGAUUGUCUCAGGCUCUCAAAAACGUCCCCUCAUGCAGGUGCGACGUGGUACAUGACAUGGUGAACACGAAAUGA
This is a messenger RNA of Closterium sp. Yama58-4, 2109 nucleotides long. NCBI's taxonomy places the organism in Eukaryota, Viridiplantae, Streptophyta, Zygnematophyceae, Desmidiales, Closteriaceae. The record is from the annotation of a GenBank genome assembly.